Molecule: messenger RNA, 3634 nt
Organism: Tarenaya hassleriana
Lineage: Eukaryota; Viridiplantae; Streptophyta; Magnoliopsida; Brassicales; Cleomaceae
Product: probable inactive receptor kinase At5g10020
Exons: 3
Coding region: 196-3378 (1060 amino acids)
Biological process (GO): protein phosphorylation
Molecular function (GO): protein kinase activity; protein binding; ATP binding
Source: RefSeq, a predicted model, not a curated record
CUCUCUCAAGCACACACCAGUGCCCUCUCUCUCUCUCUCUCUGCGUCUUCUCCAUUUCCAGAUUCUAGGGUUUCGAGUACAAUCCCUAAAUCUCCGUCUCAGUGUCUCUCUUCCUCUUUUUUCUGAGCUAUGCAUCCGUAGGGUUUCUCUGUAUCUUCUUCAAUUCCUCAAUUUUUUGGGACAUUUUUGGGCUAAAUGAGUCUCUUUGUCAGUCUCGUCACCUCUCUCUGCUUUCUCUCUGUACUCCUCGGCGGCGCUGGCGCCGUCACAGAGUCGGAGCUCCGAUCUCUGCUCGAGUUCCGGAAAGGGAUCCGAGAUGAUUCUUCGAAUCCACCCAUUUCAUGGCCCGUCACGAACGGCCUCUCCGACCCGAAAACCUGCCCUGACGCUUGGCCUGGGAUCUCUUGUGACCCGGAAAUUGGCUCCAUCGUCGCCAUCAAUCUCGACCGCCGUGGCCUCUCCGGAGAGCUCAAGUUCAGUACCCUUCUCGGCCUCACCUCACUCCGUAACCUCUCUCUCUCCGGCAACAACUUCUCCGGUCGGGUCGUCCCCGCAUUGGGUGCGAUAUCGUCGCUUCAGCACUUAGAUCUGUCGGAUAAUAGCUUCUAUGGUCCCAUCCCCAGUCGGAUCACGGAUCUGUGGGGUCUGAAUUAUCUCAACUUGUCCGCCAAUAGGUUUCAGGGCGGUUUUCCCAGCGGGCUCCGGAACCUUCAGCAGCUGAGAUUUCUGGAUUUGCACGGAAAUGAGCUUUGGGGUGAUGUCGGGGAGAUUUUCACUGAGUCAAAGAACGUUGAGUUCGUUGACUUGAGCUGCAAUCGCUUCCAUGGCGGUUUGUCUUUACCUCUGGAUAACAUUUCGAGCAUCUCGAACACACUCCAUCACCUGAAUUUGAGCCACAACACCUUGAACGGCGGGUUUUUCACCCCAGAUUCCAUUGGCUUGUUCAAGAAUCUCGAGCUUUUGGACCUGGAAAAUAACCAGAUCAACGGCAAGUUGCCGCCUUUCGGGUCAUUGCCGAGUCUGAAAUUGUUGAAACUUGGUCGUAACCAGUUGUUUGGUUCGAUACCGGAAGAACUGUUGCAGGGCUUGAUUCCGUUGCGGGAGCUGGAUCUCAGUCGAAAUGGUUUUACAGGAUCAAUUCUUGAAAUCAACUCCACAACUUUAUCCGUGUUGAAUCUUUCCUUGAAUGGCCUGUCCGGGGAUCUGCCAUCCGCUUUGAAAAGAUGCUUGGUGAUAGAUCUGAGUGGGAAUAUGUUCUCUGGGGAUAUAUCUGUUAUACAGAAGUGGGAAGCCACUCCAGAGUUUCUUGAUCUGAGUUCAAACAACUUGUCGGGGAGCUUGCCAGAUUUCGUUUCUGCAUUUUCGAGAUUAAGUGUAUUGAACAUCAGAAAUAACUCCUUAGAUGGCGCUUUGCCUUCUCUGUGGGAUAAUUCGGGGCUUUCCCAGUUGUCUGUGGUUGAUCUGAGCUCAAAUCAAUUCAGCGGGUCGAUUCCAGCUAGCUUCUUCAGCUUUGGGGCCUUGAGGAGUUUGAAUCUUUCUUUGAACAAUUUAACAGGGCAAAUUCCUCUUCGGAAUUCGCAUGCUAGUGAACUUUUGGCUCUGCCUUUCUAUUCUCAAAUGGAGCUUCUUGAUCUCUCUACUAAUUCUCUGAUGGGUGUUUUGCCUGGAGAUAUAAGUGCAAUGGAAAGACUCGCAGUUCUGAAGCUUGCGAACAAUAAGCUAUCCGGAGAACUGCCUAGCGACCUAAACAAGCUUACAGGCCUGAAAGACCUUGAUUUGUCGAACAAUAGUUUUAAGGGUCAUCUUCCUGAUAAGCUCCCCCCUGGCAUGGCAGGCUUUAAUGUGUCAUAUAAUGACCUGUCGGGCAUGGUUCCCGAAAACCUGAGGCAUUUUCCGCACUCUUCGUUUUAUCCCGGAAAUUCCAAGUUAAAUCUCCCAGGUGGAACGACAUCUCCAGGAUCUACUCCCGAGCAGUUGUCUUUUCGUGGGAGGCAUCACACAAAGAGUAGCAUAAGAAUAGCAAUUAUCGUUGCUUCAGUUGGGACUGCUCUUAUGAUUCUAUUUGUCUUGUUUGCCUAUCACCGUACCCAGCUCAAGGAGUUCCAAGGGAGGAGUGGAUUUACAGACCAACCACCCGGUAGAGAUGUCAAGGUCGGGCGUUCUUCUCGCCCUUCCUUCCUCAACUUCAACUCAAACGUCCAGCAUCCCUCUUCAUCUCUGAGUUUCUCAAAUGACCAUUUGCUCACCUCAAAUUCAAGGUCAUUAUCCGGGCAAACAGAAUUUGCAGCUGAAAUAUCAGAGCAGGGUUUACCCGUGGGUAACACAGCGACUUCAGCAACCACAAACCCUAAUCUCCUUGAUGAUUAUCCUGCAGUAUCUGGAAGGAGAUCUUCCCCAGGAGGCUCCCCACUGUCCUCACCCCGUUUUAGCGAACAGCCCGUGAUGUUGGAUGUGUACUCACCAGAUCGAUUGGCCGGAGAACUUUUCUUCUUAGAUGCUUCACUGAAAUUCACAGCAGAAGAAUUAUCCCGGGCUCCAGCUGAAGUUCUGGGCAGAAGCAGCCAUGGAACAUUAUACAAAGCUACACUGGAUAAUGGGUACAUGCUGACAGUGAAAUGGUUGAGGAUUGGACUUGUGAAGCAUAAGAAAGAUUUCGCAAAGGAAGCAAAGAAAUUUGGUUCCUUGAGGCAUCCAAAUAUCGUUCCAUUGCGGGCAUACUAUUGGGGCCCCCGAGAACAAGAAAGGCUUCUCCUUUCAGAUUACACAAGGGGAGAUAGCUUGGCUCUGCAUUUAUAUGAGACUACCCCAAGGAGGUAUUCCCCAUUGUCCUUCAGCCAAAGACUAAAGGUUGCAGUUGAUGUAGCCAGCUGUCUUUUGUACCUUCAUGAUAGAUCAAUGCCGCAUGGAAACCUAAAGCCGACGAACAUAAUCCUCACAAGCAGCCCUGACUAUACCGUCCGGUUAACCGACUACUGUCUCCACCGCCUAAUGACUCCAGCUGGAAUAGCGGAACAGAUACUGAACAUGGGUGCGCUUGGUUACUGUGCUCCUGAACUUGUCUCGGCAGCUAAGCCAAACCCGACACUGAAAGCCGAUGUCUACACCUUUGGAGUGAUCCUGAUGGAGCUUCUGACCAGAAGGAGUGCGGGUGAUAUAAUCUCGGGUCAGUCAGGAGCCGUCGAUCUGCCUGACUGGGUGCGUUUGUGUGAUCAAGAAGGCCGGAGAAUGGAUUGCAUUGACAGAGAUAUAGCCGUAGGGGAAGAAAUAUCAAAGGCGAUGGAGGACAUGUUAGCUGUGUCUCUGAGGUGCAUUGGACCUGUAAAUGAAAGGCCUAACAUCAGACAAGUUCUUGAUGAUCUGAGCUCAAUCUCUGUUUGAGAUUCGGAUUCUUCCCCUUUCCGAGCCGAAGAUCCUUUCUUUUCUUUCUUUUUUCUUUAUUCUUCUUCUCCGCUCAUUGAGUUUUUUUCUUCUUCGUCUGAAAAUUCUCUUCUAGAUGAUCUGAUUGAUCUCGGGUGUUCAUUAGAUUCUCGAUUAUUUUGCAAUGUUUGUAAAGUAGAAUCUGAUUUGAUUCCAUUGACUAUCUGACAGAACACAACAGAAAGGUUUCAAGUUUGGUUGACGUUGAUGUUCUUCA